Eremothecium sinecaudum is the source of this 4071-nucleotide messenger RNA. RefSeq names its product TORC2 complex subunit TSC11 (gene TSC11). NCBI's taxonomy places the organism in Eukaryota, Fungi, Ascomycota, Saccharomycetes, Saccharomycetales, Saccharomycetaceae. The record is from RefSeq and is a predicted model, not a curated record. Gene Ontology annotation, biological process: TORC2 signaling. The transcript has a single exon. Bases 1 to 4071 code for a protein of 1356 amino acids. Gene Ontology annotation, cellular component: TORC2 complex.
AUGGAUAGCAUAAUGGGGUCACGAUCUAGCACUAAUAAGAAGCGACAGAAUGGGGUGCUAUCUACUUCCUUUGUAUCAACAAGAAAGUUACAGUCUGAUGAAGGCGUCACAGCCGUCUCCUCUACCCCACUCCAAACCAGGAAACGGAAUAAUACUAUCGUUGGUAUAAAGCAGGAAAUGAGAGCUUUAGAGUCCGAACUAAACAAACUAAAAUUACGAAAAGCUGAAGCGGAGAGAAUAAAAUUAUCAACUUCAAAUAAUGAUAUUUACCAAGGAACUUACUCCACAGAACACUUACAAAGGCAUUCAUUGAGACUUAAGGCUAGUACGCAGUUGAGAGCAAUAUCCAAGAGCAUUAAGGAUUUAGAGGAAAGUUUGACUGGGUUAAAGACGCGCGCUGAAGCAAUAUUUGGGCCCAAUAGUUCGAAUUCAGGUAAUAUUCAUGAAGAAAUUGAUGAAUUCCAAGAGAUACAGCUGCAUAAAAAGCGAUCUGACCUUGAAACACCUAAAUCUCAUUCUAAUGUUGAUUUAGGAAGCGUUUUAGAGGCCGAGAAGAGUGUAGAAGGGUCAUCUAUGGGCAAGCAGAAUGAAUUGAAUAAUGAUAUAUCAGAAAUUGCUGAUGACUACCUACAUUACUCGUAUUUUACCGAUGAAGAGGCGCAUUUUACAGAUAACACGCUUCAAGACUUUGAUUCUGGUGUUGAUGAAGAUGAUGAUUUUGUGAUGAACAGCCAGGUUGUACAACCCAAAAGCAAAGCGAAAGAAAUUGCAACUGCUACUUGGCAUUUUAGUAAUUAUUUACAGAGUUUGCAGGAUCCAAACGCAUCUAGGAGGUUUAUUUUGACGAAGGCAAACAAUUUAGUUGUGCUUUUGAGCCGAAACCCGGAAAUUAAGCAUGAUAUGGUAUUUUCGGCGUUUUCAAAUACUAUUCUUAAUUUAUUAUUUGCAGAAGACAGUCUAGUUGUAUCUGCAGGAUACAGGAUAUGCAGAUACCUGAUUACUGACGCACAGUUUGUUCAACAUUUGGUGAAGAUAAAAAUUGAUACUUUUCUUGUGAUUUCAUUAUCUGGUCAUAAUGCGCAUGAUGUAGAAAGAGAACAGGCGAUAAAAUUGGUGCGAGAGUUUGUUACUUACGGCGUUGGGAUUAAUCAGGCAAUUAUUCAAGCUGUUAUAAGCUGUGUUGAAAAGGCAGACGACAAACUUCGGAACAUUUGCAUUGAAACCUUGGUUGAGAUUGCCAUAUUGGCACCUCAACUUCUUCAACAAUGCAAUGGCUUUCGUGUCUUAGAAAAUUUAUUGCAUGACCAAAAUAUAAAGAUCUCGCUGUUAGUUUUGGACACAUUUUUGAGCAUGAUGAAUAACAAAGAUCAACAAAUGUACGUUGAGGAAUACUGCAAUGUAAGUUCCAUUUUAUCUGUUUUGUCGGAUUGGCAUUCAAAGUCGACACUUAACGUGGAAAAGUUACAAAAUAGUAUGUACAUGAUGGCGAGGUUAUUCAAGAAUUACAAUGGGUUAAUAAUACUUUCAAAGAAUGGAUUUAAACCUUUAAAGGACCUAAUAUCGUUUUUACAAACACCAUUUGUCGCACGGUAUGUGCUGGAUUUAAUUAUGGACAUAAUUCGCAUAAAACCGCUUAAUUACACUGAGAAAAACUCAUACGGAUCAAACUACUUUGCUUCCCACUUCCCUAAUGAUUCAUUAGCCACCAAUCAGUAUGUGGUUUUGGUUGUAAAAAUGCUUUGCGAAGCUAAACUAGUAGACGCCUUAUCAUCAAUGUUACUUGAAAGUCGGACACUGGAAGAAGGAGGCGCAUCAAGAAACAAUAUUUUAUUCUCGAAAGCUCGCCAUACAUUAUCGGAAUUUUUAAGCAUUGCAAUUAAUAUAGACAGCUGGAAAAACACUUAUUUCAAGGCAAUACACCGUAGUUUAAAUCCUUCCAAGAUAACUGAGGCGUUCCUGAUAGAGAAAAUUAAUUCAAAGCUUAACAAAUAUAGAACAACACUUGGAAUACCGUACGGCAAUGCUCAAGAAUCGAUACUAACUUUCAGUAAGUCAUUUACUAAAUCUACCUUAUUGACAGAUGUAGAUGAAUCAAACUUUAAGAAAAUGGUUUAUGAUACGAGGGUUCUACAGACUAAGGAUUUUUCUCAGUGGAACUGGGAGAUACUGAGUGAUCUGUGUGAAGGCCCUUUGCGUAACCCAAAAAGGUUGGAUGAAUUGGCUCGUAGCACAAAAUUUGUAAGAAGGUUACUAAUUUUCUACAGGCCAUUUCGGUACAGGUAUUCAAUUGUUAACAACGCGGCACCUAAUGCAAAGCAGUACACGUCUGUUGGCAUACUUUUCUUUUCCAUGUUAUUAUCACAUAAUGAAGGUUUGAAAAUUCUUUCGGAUGACAAUAAGAUUAUUCCUCAGGUAGCAAGUUCAUUGUACAAGUCAAUGAUAGGCCAGGAACUGAAUGCAAAUAUAUUUACUCACCAUGCAUUGAAGACAACCGCCUGUGCCGGUUAUUUCUCUAUAAUUGGGGUUCUGAUGAAAAAUAGGGACGGUGUCAGUAUUUUGGAAAGGUGGAACGUUUUUACGGUAAUUUAUAUGAUGUUUCAACCGAAUGUAUUAGCGGAAGAAUAUCUACUACUAAUACUUCCAGAAUUGGAUUUGAAAUAUAGUGUUCAUUGUAGAAUUAUACUAAGGAAGGCAUUGACUGAUGCCAGGGAAUCUAUUAGAGUUUCAGCAACGAGGAUACUAGAAGAUAUGAUAAAUGAUUGUGACGGUUCCGACCGUGAUUUAGAAGAAUUCAUGCUCAACUUGUUGGUACAGCAACUUUAUGAUUUAUCUGCCGCAGUUGUCGCUAUAGCUGAUAGAAUACUAUAUGACUAUUGCGCGGGCAAAAACUUUUCCCAGGGUCUAAAACCGGCUGUUGCUGCUUGCUUGGACCAGUUAGUAUUUAUUGGCUCUCCUAUCCUAUUUGAUCUCCUUACGAGUACAACAGGUUUCAAAUUGCUGAACGGUAUUCAUUAUGUCGAAGAAGAAAGGGCACAAUGGAUCCGUUACAAGAACCGCGAAUAUGUUAAUAAAGUGGAAGAAUUUCUAGAAUUCGAGUUACACAACAUGAAAAUGUUGCAUGAUUUUCCAUCUUCGAGCACUUCUCGUACAUUACCAUUGCACUUUUAUGAAUGCUUGGCUAAAACAGAGGAAGGUAUUAACUUAAUUGAAAAGAACGGGGACUUUUUAAUGUUUUCGUCUACAAUUAAAAAGUAUAUUGAAAUUGAUGCCGAAACCCCAGAGGAAAUCAUUGAUUUUAAGAGUAGUUUAUGGUGUUGUGGUUUCAUCGGGUCUACAGAACUAGGCAUAAAGUUCUUGGACGCUUAUAAUGUUGUCAAUGAUUUCGUAGAGAUAAGCAUGAAAAAUCAAAACCCAAGCAUUAGAUUCAGCGCAUUUUACACUCUCGGUUUGAUUAGUAGAACACAGGAAGGGUCGGAGCUCCUUGACGAGUUGGACUGGGAUUGUCACGUAGAUGUAAGAGGGUAUCCAACAGGGAUAUGUACCCCAAGAAACAUAGUUUUAUUCUUAUCAUAUCCCGCUGAACAGCAGAAUGAAGAAGAAAAAGAACGACUGGCGGAGGAAAAUUUAAGGUCUCUCAAUGAGUUCCCUCCUCUUGAAAUUUCACAGCAGCGGUUCAUUGAACAACGUGAACAACUUGAAAAGGAUAUACUGGCCGAUAAUGAAGAGUUUGAAGCUAUGAUGAGUGCCAAGGCAAAGGAAUUGGAAGCAUUGCGUGCCACGGAUUGUGAGGUAACUCAAUUUGCUGAUGAUCCAGUUUCUGCUAGGAUCAUAAAGCUAGUGGGAAAAUUAGGAAACUAUAUUUUGGCCAAUAAUGCCAUGAAAGAAUUGACAGAUCUCAAGUCGAAUUAUGGAGCUGCCAAAUUUGAAAACAUGGAAAUGUUCUACGCAGUAUUUAACCUGAUGGCGGAAUAUCGUUUUAAACCUAGUAUACGAAAAUUCCUAUGUGAUAUGUUCAUACAUAAAAAGGCCUUCGAAAACUUCACCAGGCGUGAUAAGAGGAGACGAAGAUGA